AUGACGGUCGGACCUACACUUGGGACAGGUGUGUUCGUUGGGAUAGGCCAAGCACUUGCUGUUGGCGGUCCCGCAUCGCUCAUCUUCUCUUUUGUAUUCAUAUCGACAUUGGUAUAUUGUGUGACAACUGCGAUCGCCGAGAUCUCAACUCACUCCCUCACUCGCAAUGGGGCAAUGAUCACACACGCCUAUCAUUACACUUCAACUCACAUGGGAUUCUCUAUAUCCUAUCUUCGAUGGAUUGCCCUGGCGGUGUUAGUUCCCUUUGAAGUCACAACGGCGAUGGUCAACCUUGCACUGUGGGAACCUGAUUCCAGUAUUGCGUUACGCAUGGGUGCCGUCAUCGCUGUGAUACUCUUCUUCAAUAUGCUGCCCGACAAAAUCUUUAGAAGAUCGCAAGCCUUCUUUACAGGUAUCAAAUUCGUCACGACGAUCGGGCUCAUCAUUGUCUCGUUUUACCUCGCGAUUCGCGCCAUUCAACCCGAUGCCAAAGUGGGAGGAUUUGAAUAUUGGAUCCAGCCCGGCCCCUUCAAUGAAUUUCUGCUUAGAGGCGACCUAGGUCGCUUCCUUGGUAUACUAUAUUGUAUCCUCUGCAGUACGGUGGCUUUCGCCUUCGUCCCGGAGCUGACCGUGCAAAGGGCCGAACAACGUGAUUCAGAGCCUGGACAUAGCAUCUUCAAAUCCACCAGAAACAGCAAUCUUGUUAUGUUCGUACUCUACACAAUAAGUGCGUUGGCCACUACCGUGAUGAGUUCUCAUGAUAAUAAGUCGCUCACAAAUAGCGGUACUGGUGCUGGACUCUCUCCUUACGUCGUCGGUAUCAAUGACUCGGGAAUCCAUUUUCUACCAGCGGUUGCGACAGGUUUGAUUUUCCUAUCAUCCGUAGCGUCCGGACGCUCUUUUCUCCAUCUAUCUUCGCGCAUGCUGUGUUCGAUGGCAGAGACCGGCCAUGCCCCAGCAAUGUUUAUGUUUCGGAAUCGAUGGAAUGUUCCUUACAUGUCGGUGGGCAUCACGUCGGGGUUCACAUGGCUGGCGUAUUUGUGCAUGGUCACUUCGAGUUCCGCUGCGUACAACUACCUCAUGUUUUUCAUCACUACGUCGGCUUAUCUUUCCUGGAUAUGUUCGUGCUUCUCUUAUAUCCAAUUCCGACGAGAGGUCCGCAAAGCAGCAAUCUUGCCUUUGCAUCAAUCCUUCGUCCAGCCCUUUGGAACAUGGUUUGCUUUGGUUACUAGCGUUAUAUUGAUUCUGCUCAAUCUCGUGCAAAUUGCUGUCGCCCCCCGCAGCCAGUUCAAUCCCCGGAACGCGAUCCCUAGCUUCAUUGCCGUCGGUCUGUUUGGCCUCAUGUACGGUGGCCAUCGGCUCCCUUUCCCGGUCACCGCCCCUCUGAACUCACCCAUCGUCAACGGCGCUGUCUCGGAUUCGGCACCACCCGACGAGGAGGAGCCGUAUACCAUCAAAUGUAUAUGUGCGUUCGAAGAUGACGAUGGGAACACGGUGUUCUGCGAGGGUUGCGAAACAUGGCAGCACAUCGAGUGCUAUUACCACGGUCGGACUGUCCCAGAAGUGCAUAACUGUGUUGACUGUGAGCCCCGUCAUCUCGAUGGUCGGCGCGCCACGGAGCGACAAAGGCGCCUCAGAGAGCAGAGCGAUGGCGGUGACCGAAAAGCCAAACGAUCCGGGACGAAGAGCCACAAGAAGAAGGUAAGGGAACACGGGGAUCAUGUAAAUGGUUUUCAUCAGCGGUCAGAGUCGACCAGCCGCGAGCAGCUGCCGUCCAAAAAGACCAAGACAGGUCAUCGCGCGUCGCACUCGGUCAGCUCGCUGUCCGGAAUUCCGGUUCUCAGCUCUGAUGGGCGCAAGCGCACUGCAGCCUCCAUGAGCCCGACUAAAUCGUCAGGCCCCUCAAUUCCCUUAUAUUCCAAUGAGUUCAUCCAUCUUUAUGACCAGGACCAUGGUCAUGCCGACAUCGAUGGCAAUCUCUUUGUCAACUUGACACUAGCAGCAGAUCUAGCCUCGUGGUUGAAAGAUCCGGUAUCUCUUGCGCAGGCUGCGAAUGGUCGCGCUGCAGAGGAAAUCUUCACCAGGUCUGGUGCCGCCUUGGACCGAUCUCAUUGGCCGUCACUAUCACUUGAAUCAAUAACAGAUUCUAAUACUGAAAUCGAUGGCAAACAUCCGACUUGGAAACUUCUCAAAACCCAGGAUGGUGUUCAUAAAGAUGAGAUCGUUGGUGAGAUUACAGGGAAGAUCGGUCUACUGCGUGACUAUUCCCUUGAUCCCAGUAACCGGUGGCAGGAAUUACGACACCCUGAGCCGUUUGUCUUCUUCCAUCCCCAGCUCCCAAUCUACAUUGAUAGUCGACAAGAGGGCAGCAUUCUCCGUUAUGCGCGACGAUCUUGCCGACCGAAUGUGACAAUGAAGACCUAUAUUACGAAUGACGUGGAGUAUCAUUUCUGCUUUGUCGCCAAAGAGGACAUUGCGCCCGAUUCAGAAAUCACCGCCACAUGGUAUCUAGAUGCACAGCUGUUUGGACCUACCAAUGACCUCGUCAAACAAGAGCCUGGUGAUGGUGUGCAGGAAAUGGCUGCUAUUUGUAUAAGCAAUGUGCUGGCUAAUUUUGGUGGCUGUGCAUGUAUCCCUCCUCAUAACUGCUUACUUUCAAAUCUGGAUCGUCGGCGGCAUCCCAAACUCGCUGAUGGCGGCAUCAAGCAAGCACAUAGGCGAAGGAAAACGAAAAGCAAAUCCAACGCAUCACCGCCGGCCAACAACAGUCGUGCUGGAAGCGAAACCAUCAAGAAUCCCGAGGAAGAUGAUCACGCUGACAGCCGUUCUGCAUCGGGCUCCACUCGUGGACAGACCCGUAGCCGCGAUCUGACACCUAGUAUGCAAACGCCCACUGAAGGCUUUGCCUUUGGGGAUUCCGAGUUAUCUGCUCGCGAAAGGCGCAAGAUCGCGGCUGCAGAAAAGAAGUUCCAACAAUUGGAACAAGACCAACAGACAUCCCACAAACGGAGGAAGCGUGUUAGUGGUCAGUCGACUCAAACACCCGGGCCGGGCGGCUUUGAACGCAUAUCACACUCACCCCCAUUAUCUGCUGGCGGUCACGGGUCCCCGCGGAAACCUUCUGGCCCCAGUACGCCUUCGAUGCGCUACCCACACAUUCAGUCUCAAUACGUCGACUCCGCUGUUCAGACGGAGCUAGAGACCGCUAAUGGCAUGAUACUCUCACCUCCUUCCUCCAAGCGGCCAAGCUUCAUUCCCCUCACCCAGCGCCUGCUUAAACGUUGUCAUAGUGACCGGAUUCGACUUGAGAAUACCGGUGAGCAACAGCCUGUCUCUCAGUCGGCUAAGGCUCUGCAUGAAAGGCUAUCAAACCCUCCAGCAGUCGCUACCCCCACUGCUACAACACCCAGUGUCUCGGGGGAAAAGGAAGAUGUGGAAAUGCGAGACCUUGAGUCACCCACGGGGGCGUCCUCGGCAAGGUCGCAAACAUCUGUGGAUACCUCGCCAUCCCAUGGGCGUGGGCAAGGGAAGCCGUUGCCGAUACCGUCACCUUGGCCCUCGAGCGCGGCACAUAUCGCUCGCAUACCUGAGCGUAAAGCUACAAGCCCCCGCGUGGAUCUCCACGUCCCUCUUCCUUCAGCCACCGCCCCCUCUCUACCGUCGGCCACCAGCCCAAACUCCGCAAAGUCUUCGGCCGUAUCGUCGCCAUCCACCUUAGAAGCGCCCUCACAGCAUUCCGCCACGACCACUCUACCUGGAGCGGGAGUGGUGGCCCCUAGUCCUGUGAAGAAGAAGCUGAGUCUAGGUGAUUAUCUCAGUCGAAGGGGCUCGUUGAAGCCUCCAACAACCGAGAAAACACAGGCGCAGACCACCGCGAUGCCGCCUCCCACUCCACCUGCCCAGCCUUCAGAAAGGCGGGAUGGUUUGACCAUGGCAAACAACACACAUCCGGAGAUUGACUCAACGGCUCAGUUCGGGAACCCGACUACAUCGGACAUCGCGAUGAAAGACGUUCCUGGCUCAACGCAGACUGCACACCCCCCUCCCGUCUCCUAAAUCACCACUCUGUCAUGUCUCUGGGGGUCUGCACAAACGAUUGGCUGUUGAUACCUCAGACAACAUAUUUGCUUUUUCUUCUUGUUCUUAUUACUUUUAUUUCUUUUAUUGACUUGUAAACGAUUGGAAUGGACCGGCGUUCUUCAUGGGCUUACGUGUUUUAUUCUCGUGGUGGGUUUGAGGACGGCGUAUUCGGCGCGUUCGGCGGAAAUAUCUAAUGGGCUACGGUAUCUUUAGGAUCAGGAGAACUAUGGCCACUGCGAAUACUUGUGCACAGCCUUUUGCUUCAUGAUUUGUCUUUAUUACUUUCUUUAUCUCUUCCAAUACCACUGAUAGGGAUAGCCUACAGUCAGCUUAGCUGUCCAAUAUGAAUGGGGGCAAGACCCUCACAUUCUCAGAUCCG
Molecule: messenger RNA, 4459 nt
Organism: Aspergillus versicolor CBS 583.65
Lineage: Eukaryota; Fungi; Ascomycota; Eurotiomycetes; Eurotiales; Aspergillaceae
Product: putative PHD finger and SET domain protein
Exons: 2
Coding region: 1-4056 (1351 amino acids)
Biological process (GO): amino acid transmembrane transport
Cellular component (GO): membrane
Molecular function (GO): protein binding; amino acid transmembrane transporter activity
Source: RefSeq, a predicted model, not a curated record